This is a messenger RNA of Penicillium cinerascens, 6732 nucleotides long. Its product is annotated as type I polyketide synthase. Gene Ontology annotation, biological process: secondary metabolite biosynthetic process; fatty acid biosynthetic process. NCBI's taxonomy places the organism in Eukaryota, Fungi, Ascomycota, Eurotiomycetes, Eurotiales, Aspergillaceae. The record is from RefSeq and is a predicted model, not a curated record. Bases 1 to 6732 code for a protein of 2243 amino acids. The transcript is spliced from 3 exons. Gene Ontology annotation, molecular function: 3-oxoacyl-[acyl-carrier-protein] synthase activity; phosphopantetheine binding; fatty acid synthase activity.
AUGGAUAGUACGACGAACGGCACACACAGCGAGCAAUCCCCGCAACCAAUUGCGAUCAUUGGAUAUGCCUGUCGACUAUCGGGACAUGUCGUCUCACCCGACGACUUAUGGGAAUUGUGUACUCGGGGUCGGAGCGGCUGGGCCCCGAUUCCUAAGGACCGCUUCUCCCACGGUGCCUACCAUCAUCCCAAUCCCUCCAAGCCCGGCACCUUCAAUCCCGCCGGUGGUUACUUUCUAGAUGAAGAUGUUUCCCGAUUUGACGCCCCCUUCUUCAACGUCACCGUCCAGGAAGCCGUGUCCAUGGACCCCCAACAGCGUCUCCUGCUCGAGACCUCCUACGAAGCUUUGGAAAGCGCCGGCAUUCCCAAAGAGUCUCUUUCGGGCCGCAACGUGGGUGUGUUUGUCGGCGGUAACUUUUCCGACUACGAGCUCAAUAAUUUGCGCGACAUCGACACUACACCGCCCUUCCAGGCUACAGGCAAUGCGCCUUCCAUGCAAUCAAAUCGAAUUUCUUACUACUUUAAUCUCUCGGGUCCGAGUUUCACCGUCGAUACGGCCUGCUCGUCUUCUCUGGUUGCCCUUCAUUAUGCCGUGCAGAGCUUGCGAAGCGGCGAGUCCAGCGAGGCGCUGGUUGGUGGGUGCAGAUUGAAUAUUCUUCCUGAUUAUUUUGUUUCCAUGUCUACGUCACAACUGUUCAACGACGACGGCAAGACAUAUUCCUUCGACGAGAGAGCAAAAUCCGGCUUUGCACGAGGCGAAGGUGCAGGCGUGGUGAUGCUUAAGCCGCUCGACGCUGCGCUGCGCGAUAAAGAUCCUAUUCGAGCCAUAAUUGCCAAUUCGGGUGUCAACCAAGACGGAAGAACGAAGGGUAUUACAUUGCCAAAUGAGCACGCGCAGGAGGAAUUGAUUAAACGCGUUUAUAAAGACGCCUACAUGAACCCAGAGGAUUGCGGAUAUGCAGAAAUGCACGGAACUGGAACCAAGGCCGGUGACCCGAUUGAAUCGCGCGCCGUGCACCGGGCUCUAGGUGGAGGUCGCACGCCCAGGAACCCCCUCUAUAUUGGAUCUGUCAAAUCCAAUGUGGGCCACCUGGAAGGUGCCAGUGGUAUCGCCUCCAUCAUUAAGGCUGCCAUGAUCCUUGAAAAAGGGCUCCUGUUGCCGAAUUGUGACUUCAAGAAGCCAAACCCUAAUAUCCCUCUGAACGAAUGGAACAUGAAGGUGGUCACCUCGACAAGACCCUUCCCUCGCGGCAAGAAAUAUGUCAGUGUCUCCAACUACGGUUUUGGAGGUACCAACGCCCACGUCGUGCUCGAAAAGCCGCCUCCACCUCCUACAUCAGAAGAUAAUCCGGAGGGAGAUGGAGAUCCCAAGCGCCGGUUGUUCUUGAUCUCGGCUGCCGACAAGGAAUCCUUAAAGACCAGGAUUAAGGACUUUGGUGUCUAUUUCGAACAGCAUCCCGAGGUCUUUGAGUUUUCCCUCUUUGGAAACUUCUGCUACAGUACUGGAAGCAAAAUGUCUCAGCUUGCAUAUCGUGUUGCUGUUUCUGCCACCUCGCUGGAUGAUCUUGGAAUGCGUCUUGCACAGCUGAAGAUCAACCCGGCCCGAGUACUGGGAGCUCCCAAGAUCUCCUGGGUAUUCACCGGACAGGGUGCUCAAUGGGCUCAGAUGGGUAUCCCGCUCAUGGACGAGUAUCCGGUCUUCGCAUCCGCCAUGAAGCGGGCUGACCAGCACUUACGCGAUCUCGGCGCGGACUUCUCCCUCCUCGAGGUACUCCAGAAGGAGGCUUCUGAAUCCCAGAUUAACUCGCCUCACCUCAGCCAGCCGGCCUGCACUGCCCUCCAGGUUGCCCUGACUGACUUGCUCCGUUCUUGGGGCAUAAAGCCCGAUUCCGUCGUGGGUCACAGCUCCGGUGAGAUUGGGGCUGCUUAUGCUGCCGGUAUCUAUGAUCUGGAAGCUGCUAUGACGCUUGCGUACCGCCGUGGUCAAAUGACUUCUCUGCUGAAGAGUUCAUACCCGGACCUGCAUGGAACCAUGAUGGCCGUUGGUGCAAGCCCAGAGGAGAUAAAGCCGAUGCUGAAGCUCCUCAAGGCGUAUGCCACUAUUGCUUGCGUGAACAGUCCCUCCAGUGUUACCGUUUCUGGAGACGUCGAUGCCAUCUCCGAGCUCGAAGUCGUGCUGAAUGAGAAGUCUCUCUUCAACCGUCGUCUCAAGAUCGAUGUGGCCUACCAUUCCGACCAUAUGAAGAACGUCGCCGAGGCGUACCUCAAUGCCAUUGAAGCUAUCAAGCCUGCAACUACCGGAACAGCUACUUUCUUCUCGUCGGUCACUGGUGAGAUAGCUGAGCCGGCUGACUUGGGCCCCGCAUACUGGGUACAAAACUUGACAUCCACCGUUCUGUUCGCCAAUGCCCUUGGCAAGAUGUGCGCCGACGACGAGUCGCGGCCAAAUAUGCUCAUGGAACUGGGCCCACACUCUGCUUUGAAGGGUCCCAUUUUGGACACCCUGAAGGGUGUUGGCCCUUCUGCCUCCAAGAUCGGCUACGCUCCCACAGUCGUCCGCAAUGUCGAGCCCUCGCAGUCCGUUCUGGAUGCUGCUGGAGGUGCAUACGUGCGUGGUGCAGACCUCGACAUGAAAGAGGUCAAUUUCCCCAACAGCAAAGGCAAGAACCGCUCCUUCUUGCGCAAUUUGCCUCGCUACCCUUGGCAGCACGGUACCCGUUACUGGCACCAAUCUCGAAUUGCCGAUAAGCAUUGCCACAGAGACGGUAAGCGGAAUGAUGUUCUGGGAACCAUGGCUAUGUACUCGAAUGACUUGGAGCCUACAUGGCGCAACAUUGUCCGUCUUGACGACGUGCCUUGGCUUCGGGAGCACAAGAUGCAGGGCAUGAGCGUGUAUCCCAUGGCUGGCUACUUGGCCAUGGCCACCGAAGCAGCACGGAGACGCGCAGAGACGCACGAGAUGGCAUUCUCCCAGUUCGAGUUCCGUGAGGUGAAAGUGGGUGCAGCUCUCGUGUUGACCGACGAUGUCGACUCUGAGACUGUCAUCACCCUUCGACCCUAUGCGGAAGGUACUCGUGGUAACUCUGAUAUCUGGGAUGAAUUCCGCAUCUGCUCGUGGAACACCAAGCGUGCUUGGACCGAGCACUGUACGGGUCUGGUUCGCGUCCGCGCCAACAAGACGCAACAGACCGCCGUCUCCAACGUCGCCGAGGCCGAGCUGAAGCGUAUCGGUGCUCAGACGGAGAAGGUGAUGGCCGCCGCUACCUACAGUAUUGACAUUCAGAACAUGUACCAGGUCCUGUCUGAGGUCGGCGCCGGUUACGGAGCUUGCUUCCAGGGUCUGGAGAACUGCUUCUCUCACCCGCGCCACUCGCGUGCAGACCUUUACCUCCGCGACACGAAGGAUGUUAUGCCCAAGAAUUUUGAGGCCCCGCUAACAAUCCACCCGGUCUUCCUGGAUGCGUUGCUGCACCUUGUCUGGCCCAUUCUGGGUAAGGGUCGCAUGGAACUCGACACUCUCUACAUGCCUACCAUGGUCAAGAACUUGAUCAUCAGCAACAACAUCUCCACUGUUCCGGGUGAGUUCGUUAAGGCCUGGUGUAAUGGUGGGCCCAGUCUGCCAACUCCCGAGCCUACCAAGUUCGACCUAUGGGUUACUCCCCAGGAUUCUACUGAGGUCUUGAUCAACAUGGAGGGCCUGAUCAUGACGCCUCUGAAGGAGACCGGUGGGGACCGCAAUGGGAAUGUCGCCGAUCUGUGCUACAAGCUUGAGUGGCAGCCGCUUGCUGAGGCUGAGGCUGUUCUCAACGGAGAGAGCCAGGAGCCUAAUGGUCAUAUGAAUGGCCAUGCUACGGAGCCCAACGGUGUUCAUCUUACCAACGGCCAUGCUACGAAUGGAGAGCUUACCAAUGGACAUGUCACCAAUGGAGAGCUUACCAAUGGACAUGCUACCAAUGGAGAGCUUACCAACGGCCAUGCUACCAACGGAGAGCUUACCAACGGUCAUGCCACCAAUGAUGAACUUACUAACGGUUAUGCCAACGGUGUUCACACUGAAGAGCUUUUGAUCGUGCAAUAUGGCAAGCCUGACGGCACUGCAGACAAGCUGAGCGAGGCGAUCUCCAAUGAGACUGUCAACUGGAAGCCAUCCAUUUCCUCCAUGGAGGAAACCGACUCCAGUGAGAAGCACGUCGUCGUUCUUCAAACCGGCAUCCAGUCUCUGCGUGAUCUCACCGUCGACACCUUCGCUAACAUCAAGAAGACCCUGCUCAAUUCUUCCCACCUUCUCUGGGUUUACCGUCUGGACAGCCCCGAUGCCCAGAUGAUUGUCGGUCUCACCCGCAGUCUUCGCUCCGAGACUAUGGCCAAGGUUGCCACACUGGGCCUUGAAACUGAGGAUAUUCAGAAGCCCACCGGCCCCAUUCUGGCUGCGAUCAACGCCUUGUGGCCCGCAGACGGCGAGAAGCCCUGCAAUGACUUUGAGUUCCGUACCCAUGGCUCAAAGCUUCUUGUCCCUCGUGUUUUGAACGACAGUGCUGCCAACUGCUUCGUUCACAAUGAGACCCACGAGAAGACCAUCUCGACUCAGCCAUUCCACCAACCUGGUCGCCGUUUCAAGCUUGAGAUUGCCAGUCUUGGUGCUCUUGACACGCUGUAUUUCACCGAUGACAAUUUCGGCCCACUGGGUGAUGACGACAUCGAGAUUGAAGUCAUGGCAACUGGUCUCAACUUCAAGGAUAUCGUCGUCACAAUGGGCCAGCUCGCUCAGCCGUGGAUCGGUAUCGAGUGCAGUGGGGUUGUGUCAUCCAUUGGCAAGAAUGUCACCAGUCUCAAGGUCGGCCAGCGAGUCAUGGCCCUGCCAGAGGGUGCCUACUCUACCUACGCGCGCUGCCGGGCUACCAGUGCGGCUCCCAUUCCCGAGGACAUGUCGUUCGAAGUUGGUGCUACCGUACCCGUCGUGUUCUGCACAGCUUACUACGCCCUCGUUGACCUCGGCCACCUCGAAGCCGGCGAGCGCGUUUUGAUUCAUGCCGGUGCAGGUGGUGUCGGCCAAGCAGCGAUCAUGCUGGCGCAGAUGAUCGGCGCCGAGAUCUUUGUGACCGUCGGCAGCGUGGAGAAGAAGCACUUCCUCAUGACGCAGUAUGGUCUCCGCGACGACCAUAUCUUCUACUCUCGUGACUCUUCCUUUGCCCGUGGUAUCAAGUGCGCCACUAACGGCGAGGGUGUCGAUGUCGUGGUCAACUCUUUGGCUGGUGAUCUUCUUCGUGAGACUUGGGAGACUCUUGCACCAUUCGGACGGUUCAUUGAGAUUGGCAAAGCUGAUAUUACGAAAAAUACCCGUCUGGACAUGUUGCCGUUCGAGUAUAAUGUCAGCUUUGCAUCUGUCGACUUGACCAAGGUUGCUCAGUACAAGCCUAAGCUGAUGAAGCGUCUGCUCGACAACGUUCACCAGGUUAUGUCCAAGGCUACCGUUUCCCCAAUUCUGCCUCUGACUACCUACCGGAUCUCCGAGCUUGAGAAGGCAUUCCGUUCUUUGCAGACUGGGAAGGCGAUGGGUAAGAUUGUGGUCGUUCCUCACAAGGAUGACCAGGUUAAGGCCGUGGCAGCGAAUGUUGGCUCUUCCAUCCUCAAAGCCGAUGCCUCCUACGUUCUAAUCGGCGGAACCGGUGGCCUAGGCCGAAGCAUGGCGAAAUGGAUGUCCUCCAAGGGCGCGCGAAACAUUGUCCUCGUAUCCCGCAGCGCAUCGAUCAACGACAAAGUGCAAGCCCUAAUAGACGAACUUGCCGCCGACGGCACAACAAUCAGCGUCAAAGCCUGCGACGUAAGCAGUGUGCAAUCGGUCGACAACCUAGUCAACCAAGAAAUGAAGGGCAUGCCACCAAUCCGCGGCGUCGUCCACGGCGCAAUGGUCCUCCGCGACAUGCUCUUCGAGAACAUGACGCUAGACGACUUCCAAGCCGUGACAUCCAGCAAAGUCGAAGGAGCCUGGAACCUGCACCACGCACUGCACGACUCACCGCUCGACUUCUUUAUCGCGCUCUCCUCGGUGGCAGGUGUCAUCGGAAACCGUGGACAAGCUGCCUACGCCGCUGCCAACGUCUUCCUCGACGGAUUCAUGGAGUACCGCCGCUCACAGGGUCUCCCUGGUACAACGAUCGACCUAACAGCCGUCCGGGAUGUCGGAUAUCUCGCCGAAGUGGACAGCAAGCGCCAACAAGAAGUGCUUAAGAACAUCGGCACAGACGGCAUGGAAGAAGCACAAGUCCUAGCCCUCUUCGCUGCUGCCAUCACCGGCGACCUAUCAAAAUCAUGUUCGGGCCAGUGCAUCACCGGCCUCAGCCUCAACGAUAGUCUGGACCACUUUUGGGCGCAGGACGCCAAGUUCAGCACUCUCUACGAGGCCGCCAAGGAGAUUCACGGCAGCAGUCCCGGGUGCGACGGUCCCUCCCUGCCACUAAACGUGCAGCUCGCCAAUGCUCCCUCCAAGGACGAGGCACUGGUCAUCUGCUACGAAGCUCUCGCAGCGAAGUUGGCACAGGUCCUCGUUAUCUCACUGGAGGACAUGGAUCCCGGCAUCACUGUUGCGUCGCUGGGACUGGACUCAUUGGUUGCCAUUGAGAUCCGGAACUGGAUUGCGCGUGAGGCGAAUGCAAAUGUCCAGGUCUUGGAGCUGCUUUCCAGUGGUUCGCUGAUGGCCCUGGCGGAGAUCAUUUUCAAUAAGUCGUCGACUUGA